AUGGCUUGUAGAGAGGCGCUACAACACAGAGCUAGGGAAAGAGGCCUGUGCCUUCAGAGUUUCAGGCAGGUUCCAGUUGAGAGCCGUGGAGGAGACAUGAUAGCAAAGGGGGACGAUGACAGGGAGGAGGAGAAAGAGCAGUACAAGGCAAACAGAUGCCCUUUUCUUGCCUUAUAUGCUUCUAAAGACACCUGGGAGAGCGUCGGGCAGCAGAGGAAUACUGCUUCGACGCAAGUUUAUGCACUGACGCCGGAAGAUGUUGAUGCAGCAAGAGAUGUGGUGACAAGUACUGUUUCAAUAUUAUCAUUUAAAGGUACCGCUUUGUUUGAUUCUGGGUUACCGGGGACACAGAUAUUCUCAAAGAUAGACAUACACUCUAGUUACCAUCAGGUGAAAGUCAGGGUGGAAGAUGUUCCGAAGACAAAAUUUAGAACACGAUAUGGCCACUAUGAAUUUAUGGUUAUGCCAUUUGGUUUGACCGAUGCUCCUCCAGUGUUUAUGGAUUUGAUGAACAAGAGCCUAGAGGAGCAUGCGGAAUAUCAGAGGAUAGUGCUUCAGGUGGUGAGAGAAAGGGAGCUAUAUGUGAAACUCAAGAAGUGCGAGUUCUUGUUGGAAGAGGUUACCUUCCUUGAACACGUUAUAUCUAGGGAUGGUAUUUCUAUUCAUCCAAGUAAGAUUAAGGUGGUGGUAGACUGA
Malania oleifera is the source of this 696-nucleotide messenger RNA. RefSeq lists its product as uncharacterized. The record is from RefSeq and is a predicted model, not a curated record. The coding region runs from base 1 to 696 and encodes 231 amino acids. NCBI's taxonomy places the organism in Eukaryota, Viridiplantae, Streptophyta, Magnoliopsida, Santalales, Ximeniaceae. The transcript has 4 exons.